Messenger RNA from Triticum turgidum subsp. durum (durum wheat), 1533 nucleotides. Lineage: Eukaryota; Viridiplantae; Streptophyta; Magnoliopsida; Poales; Poaceae. The record is from the annotation of a GenBank genome assembly.
AUGGCCGUGGGUUUCGCUGGCGGCGGCGAGGACCAGAGGCAGUACGGCGGGAGGGUCACCGCGUUCGCGGCGCUCUCAUGCAUCACGGCGGCCAUGGGCGGCGCCAUCUUCGGCUACGACAUCGGCACCGCGGGCGGGGUGUCGUCCAUGGAACCGUUCCUGAGGGACUUCUUCCCGGACGUGCACCGGCGGAUGCAGGCCGGCGCCGGCGUCGGCAACUACUGCAAGUUCGACAGCCAGCUCCUCACGCUCUUCACCUCCUCGCUCUACGUCUCGGGGCUCCUCACGGCCGUGCUCGUCGCGUCGUGGUUCACGGAGAGGCACGGGCGCCGGCCGUCCGUGAUCCUCGGCGGCGUCGCGUACCUAGGCGGCGCGGCGGUCAGCGGGGGCGCCGUCAACGUCUACAUGGCCAUCCUUGGCAGGGCGCUGCUCGGCGUCGGCCUUGGGUUCGCCAAUCAGGCAGUGCCACUGUACCUGUCGGAGAUGGCGCCGGCGCGAUACAGGGGAGCCUUCAGCAACGGCUUCCAGUUCAGCCUCUGUCUCGGGGCUCUCGCCGCCACCGUCGUCAACUAUGGCGCCGAGAAGAUCAAGGCUGGCUGGGGCUGGAGGCUCUCGCUGGGCCUAGCCGGCGUCCCCGCCGUGCUGCUCAUCGUCGGCGCGAGCUUCCUGCCGGAGACGCCCAACAGCCUCGUCCAGCAAGGCAAAGGCCGUGGCGAGGUGAAGGCGCUGCUCCAGAAGAUCAGAGGCAUAGACGCCGUCGACGAAGAGCUGGACGACAUCGUCGCCGCCAACGCAAUGGGACAGGCCGGCGACAACGGCCUGCGCCUCAUCCUGUCGCAGCGACGGUACCGCCCGCAGCUUGCCAUGGCCGUCCUCAUACCGUCCUUCACGCAGCUCACCGGGAUCAACGCCAUCGGCUUCUACGCGCCGGUGCUGCUGCGCACCAUCGGCAUGAGCGAGAGCGCGGCGCUGCUCUCCACCAUCGUCAUGGUCAUCGUCUCCUCCGCGUCUACCUUCGCGUCCAUGCUCCUCGUCGACCGCUUCGGGAGACGCACGCUCCUCGUCCUCGGCGGCGUCCAGAUGUUCCUCUCCGAGGUGCUCAUCGGCGCCAUCAUGGCCGCGAAGCUCCGCGACGAGGGCCAGGUCAGCAGGACCUACGCCGUCGUCCUCAUCUUCCUCAUCGGCGUCUACUCCACCGGCUUCGGCUGGUCCUGGGGCCCGCUCAGCUGGCUGAUACCGAGCGAGAUCUUCCCGCUGGAGGUCCGGUCCGCCGGGCAGAGCAUCACCGUGGCGUCGGGCUUCGUGUUCACCAUCCUCGUCGCGCAGUACUUCCUGGCCAUGCUGUGCCGCUUGAAGGCGUGGCUGUUCUUCUUCUUCGCCGGGUGGAUUCUGGUCAUGACGGCGUUCGCGCACCUCUUCUUGCCGGAGACCAAGGGGAUGCCCAUUGAGCAGAUCGGGAACCUGUGGGGGAAGCACUGGUACUGGAAGAGAGUUGUGGGGGUUGACCAAGUACACGACGGUCAGAAGCUCUGA